This is a messenger RNA of Armigeres subalbatus, 953 nucleotides long. Its product is annotated as rhodanese domain-containing protein CG4456-like. Lineage: Eukaryota; Metazoa; Arthropoda; Insecta; Diptera; Culicidae. Bases 438 to 809 code for a protein of 123 amino acids. The transcript has 4 exons. The record is from RefSeq and is a predicted model, not a curated record.
GAAUUUGUGAAUAUUUGAAUAUUAUGAUACUGAAACUAUACGAUGAUGAUGAGAACGAUGACAGAUCUCAAAGUUUAAUCCUCAACAGCUUCCAAGCAAGUUUACCGCAGAGCUUUCAUAAAUUCUAGCAGUUUACUCUAGCAGCUUAAACUUCUCGCUGUAUCGCCGUAGCCAAUAAGAAAAGACGCAGUUUCGGUUUCUACAUUGUGUGUAUCCAAAAACCGCUUGAACACAUUCAAGGUUCGCGAAUCCAUCAUCCCUCGCAUCUCUGCGGUUUCCGCGUACUCUUAGCCACGCAAUUGGUCGAACAACCUCCUCCACAACCAAGCAGAAUCCAUUCUAACCGUCCAACAUCCAAAGCAGUGAGAGUGCGAAUUGCGUAACAACUUCUAACUAAUACAACACUUCGCAACCGGCCUCUAGAGGAAAAAGAGAGCAUGUUAGGACGCUUCAACAUCGUUCCAACAGCCAGGGCUUAUGUAAUAUCGAACCUUUUCUCCUCUUCGAACAACAUGUCGGUCGCUACCUACGAAGAAGUCCUCGAUCUCCCGAAUCAUCCGGAAAAGCUACUCAUCGAUGUGCGUGGUGCCGACGAGCUUGCCGCAACCGGACAAAUACCGACCAGUAUCAAUAUCCCACUUGAGCAAAUUGCCAAGGCGUUUUCCCCGGACACUGGUCCUGAGGAGUUUCAACGAUGUUAUGGAGCAUUGAAGCCUAACCCAGACCAGUACAUCAUCAUGUCCUGUAGAACGGGAAGACGAAGCCAAAUGGCAAUCGAUACCAUUACUGCUCUCGGUUACACAAAGUAAGGCAAUUUAGAAAUAGUAAACUCUGUAUGUCAAACCAUCGGUCCUGAGUCUCGGGGUAUUUACGUAACCUACAUACAAUCAGACAACUCGUCCUUUAACAGCACGUCACAUGAAUGGAGAUCCUUUUUCCCCUUUACCAAAUUC